Molecule: messenger RNA, 1142 nt
Organism: Pelagomonas calceolata
Lineage: Eukaryota; Pelagophyceae; Pelagomonadales; Pelagomonadaceae
Source: the annotation of a GenBank genome assembly
UCUGCGAGCGCCGCCGCGCCGAGCGCUAGCCGCCAGCCGCCGCGCCAGCCGCCGCCGCAACCACAACCAUGUUCCGCAGCCAAUACGACACCGAUGUCACGGUGUGGAGCCCCCAGGGCCGCCUCCUCCAGGUCGAGUACGCCAUGGAGGCCGUCAAGCAGGGCUCCGCGUGCUUAGGGUUGGUCGGCAAGGAUGGGGUGGUCUUAGCUGCCUUAAAAAGGCAGCCGAACGAGCUGAGCGGUCACCAGAAAAAACUUCUCAAGAUCGACGACCACUUAGUCAUUGCGGUCGCUGGUUUAAAUGCCGACGCGAGGACUUUGGCGAAAGUCAUGAGGACGGAGUGCCUCAAUCAUAGAUAUGUGUAUGGCGCCCCGCUCCAAGGCGCCCGACUCGUACAGGACAUCGCGGACAAGUACCAGCGGUGCACGCAGACUUAUGUCAGAAGACCCUAUGGCGUCGGGUUGUUGGUGGCGUGCUGCGACGCGACGGGGCCGCACUUGUACGAGACGUGUCCGUCGGGCAAUUUCAGCGAGUUUGUCGCCGUCGCGAUUGGCGCUCGAGCCCAGUCGGCCAAAACUUACUUAGAGAAGCACCACAAGACCUUCAAGGACACGCCGGUCGAGGAGCUGUGUACUCAUGCUCUCCAAGCACUGGCCUGUGUGGAAAUCAACCGGUGUGCCGCUAUCUCGACACCGCGGCCCUCGUUUUGGCUCAAACUCGGACACGACCUCCGAGACCCACGCGACCGUAUCCAGAGAGCAGCACCUCACUCCCACCCCGAGAGACCCCGAAUCGAAGGGCGCUUGAAGUUUUAUUUCCCCACAGGCAUUGGCCGGUUGCGUCGCUGGCGACAAGGAACUCGACGCGGCGGCCGCGUCCCUAGCCGUCGUGACUGCCGAUGGGCAGUCGCGCUUGAUUGAGGACGCGGAGGUGCAGAAGUACCUCGACCUGGUGGAAGUGGAGAAGACGGCCGCCCAAACGGAGGGCAUGGAGCUCGAGGGGGCGUCGGCCUAGGUCCAUCCGCGUAAGGGGCUUAUUCUAUCUCUCUCGUCGAUGGCGUCUAGGCUCUCGCGUUGGGGGCCAGGGCUCCGCUCACCUCGGGCUCUGGGCAAAAAUAGGAACGCAGCAAGCCAGCGCCGAGC